GGCCCGCAUUUGCAAAGACGAGCAGCAGCAGCAGCAGCAGCAGCAGCAGCAGCAGCAGCAGCAGCAGCAACAGCAGCAGCAGCAGCAGCAGGUGGAGGACGCGUGCCCUGAAUUCGAGGAAGUGGUUGUGGCCACUGUCGACAAGGACCUCCUUCAGCUGCUGCGCUACAACCAGCUGCCCCACAGCCGCUGCCCCCGCGUGCGGCUGCUGGCUCUUCACCGCCAGGGCCAAAUGCUGGACAGCCAAUUCGUCAGAGACGAAUACGGGGUGGAGCCGCACCAGCUGCUGGACUUCUUUGCGUUGGUUGGGGAUCGAGCAGAUGGGAUCGUGGGGUGUCCUGGGAUCGGAUCCGCAGCAGCGCGGAAGCUGCUGCAGGCUGUGGAGGGUCUGGAAGGCUUUGAGUCUCGGGGCUGCAGCGCGGCGGGGGUGUUGGGGCGUCGGCAAGCAGCAGCAGUGAAGGCCUUUGUGCCGCAGUGGAAGCAAAAUCGGCAGCUGGUGGCUCUCGAUGCUCAAGUUGCUGCUGCUCGCUGCUGCAGCCUCCAGGCCUUCCAGCUUUCCCGAGCAGGCCAGCAGCAGCAGCAGCAGCAGCAGCAGCAGCACACACUUCCCAGCUGCUUCGCCCAGUUCGGGGUCCACAAACCCGCUGCACAAUGGGCAGAAGCAGACGAAGAGGCAGCAGUGUACACAGAGAAAGCCCCAACAGCAGCAAAAGCGACCCUUCAUCCUCCUGCUGCAGCAGCAACUGCAGCAACUGCAGCAGCAACUGCAGCAGCAAAUGCAGCAACAACUACAGCAACAACUGCAGCAACGAUAGCGGAUAAGGAAGAAGUUGGCGUGUCGCAAGAGUAUGCGGCAAAAGCUGUUGCACGACCGCCCGCAGCAGUACCAGCAACAGCAGCAGCAGCAACAGCAGCAGCAGCAGCAACAGCAGCAGCAGCAGCAACAACAGAAGCAGCAACGAAACGCCGGGCAGCCGAGAAAACGCGAGCUGCCGACGCUCCGCCAACUAAAAGCAAGUCCAGAAGCAAGCGAGCAGCUGCUUCACAAGGGCUCCUGAGGGUUGAGGCUUCUGCUGCUGCUGCUGCUGCUGCUGCUGCUGCUGGGAAGGAUGCCCCAAGAACAGCAGCAGCAAAGCAGGAAGCAGCAGCAGCGGCUACUUCGGCGAAGGCAAGUACAGCAGCAGGUCCAGACGAUGUGUCUGUGGCUAUUGCAGCGAGCAGCGCGUUAACAGCGGCAACAUCAGCAGCAGCAGCAGCAGCAGCAACAGCAGCAGCAACAGCAGCAGCAGCAACAGCAGCAGCAGCAAAAGCACCAACAGCAGCAGCAGCCCCAGGCUGCGGCGCUGCUGUGCUGCAGCCAUCCAAGGGUGUUGCACCUGUCUCUGGUUUGUCCAAGGGCUCUGACCCUCCCCAGAGUGCCUCACCUGCAGCAGCAGCAAAGGCAACAGCAGCAGCAGCAGCAGCAGCUGCUGCUGCAGAAGGUGCUGCUGCAGCAGGUGCGAAGACCGAUCGAGAGGUAGCAACGACGCCAGAUCUCCGCAAAGCACCUCCUGCGCCGCCAUCCGCAGCAGCAGCAGCAGCAGCAGCAACAGCAGCAGCAGCAGCAGGAGCAACAGCAGCAGCAGCAGCAGCAGCUCGGCAAGUUUCUGAGUUGGGAAAAAGCACUCAAAACGUGCAGUGGGCCCUCUGGAACUCUGUGGGGGCCCUGUGGCCAGCCUGGCUGGGGGGCCCCCUGCUGCAGGGGGCCCUGGGGGCCCCCCUGCACUUCUCGAAGCUGCACGAUAAAUCGUGCACUGCAGCAGGAACACCAGUGGUCUUUUCGAGGUGCUUCCACUCUUUGUCGCAGCGCCGUCUGCUGCUGCUUGGCGCGCAGGCCGCAGCAGCAGCCCCUGCUGCAGCAGCAGCCCAUGCUGCUGCUGCUGCUGCUGCACCAGCCGGUGUUGCUGCCUCUAUGGCUCCUUCUGAGGCCUCAGACGCCCCACUGGCUGCAGCGAGCAGCAGCAGCAGCAACCAGAGCAGCGGCAGCAGCAACAGGAGCAGCAACAGCAGCGACGGCAGCGAUGGCAGCAGUGACGACACCAACAGCAGCAGCGGCAGCAGCAACAGCAGCUGCUGCAGCAACAGCAACAAGCACAGCAGCUACCCCUGCGGCAGCUCCGGCAGCAGCACGUGGAAUCCCAGGGUCAACAGCAGCAGCGCGAACGCCGCCGCAACCUCAAGCAGCAGCAGCAGCAGCAGCAGCAGCAGCAGCAGCAGCAGCAGCGCUCUUCCUGCUGCAGAGGGCACUCGACAGCAGCAGCUCGUUGGGGGGCCUUCUGUGGAGACUCCAAGAGAAACAAAUGGAGCCACCAAAGCCGCAGCAGCAGGAAGUGUCUCUGAGUGUGGGGCCCCACACUUGGGGGAAGAUUGGGAGAGCCAAAUGCUGCUGCUGCUCGAGCAGGAGAAGCAGCACGUGGCUUCGGUGCAGCAGCACAUGCGGCAGCAGCAGCAGGCAACGGCCAGCGUGGAAGCGGCAGCAGCAGCAGCUGCUGCUGCUGCUGCACCAGCACUGCGCGCUGCAGCAAUCCGCGCUGCUGCGCGCCCAGCAGCGCGACGUAAGGCUGCUGCGACCCAUGGCGACAGUGCAGCCGCAGCAACUGCUGCUGCUGCUGCUGCUGCUGCUGCUCAAGCUGCUGCUGCUGCUGCUGGUAUUCCUUGCGCUGGCGGUGGCGUAACAGCAGCAGCUUCGGAUACUGCAGCGAAGCUGGACGCCUUUGAUGAAGUUGCAGCAGGUACUGCAGCAGGUUCUGCAGCAGGUACUGCAGCAGGUACUGCAGCAGGUACUGCAGCAGGAACUGCAGCAGGAAGUGCUGCAGCAGCAGCCUCGGCUGCUGCUGCAGCAGCGCUGCCGCUGCUGCCCCCCAUCGAAUGCAGAAGCGUCUCUGCAGCUGCCACGCCACUGCAGCAAGCAGCAGCCUUCCGCAGCACGCUGCGUUUGUGUCUCCGUUAUCUUGCGGUGCUGCAGCACGUGAAGAGACCCACGGGCAAGUGCAGCAGCGCUGCAGCAGCAGCAGCAGCAGCAGCAGCAGCAGCGGAAGAGUGCCCCCGUCAGCUGCCUGAGCGGAUCCCGGUGGACCCGCUUGGGAUGUGUCUUUCGCUACUUGACGAAAGCACAGGCACGCCCAGCAGCUGCAGCAGCGCAGCAAACCGCAGCAGCAGCAGCAGCAGCAGCAGCAGCAGCAGCAGCAGCAGCAGCAGCUACCGCGGUGGGUCCCUCGUGCUGCCAGUGGCUGUGGCCUGGCUAACUAACAGCCCUUCCGGCGCCCAUUCCCCAGCUUGCGCUUUGCUGCCUCUCCACCUGACUUUCAGCCUGCGCCUGCCCCCCGGCUUGCUGCAGCUCUUGUCCUGCCAGCAGCAGCAGCAGCAGCAGCAGCAGCAGCCGCAGCAGCAGCAGCAGCAGCAGCAGGAGCCGCAGCAGCAGCAGGAGCAGCAGGAGCAGCAAGAAGACAUACUGCACUUUCACUUUGCUGUUCCGGAGCUGCAGCAGGACCCUGCUGCUUGCGAGCUGCUGCGCUGCUGCCUGCUGCUUGAGGGGCAGCUGGAGGAGUUUGCUGCUGCGUCGCGGGGUGUGUGGGGAGCUGCUGCUGCAGGUGUCUGUACACCCCAGCCCCAGGUCUUGUGGGCAGCACACGGCGCGAAGCAGCUGCUGCACUUGCUGCUGAACUUGGGGCUGCCGCUGCCGCCGCAGCAGCAGCUGCUGUGCACUUCGCUGCUGGCUUGGCUGCUGCGGGGGGCCAACUUGCGCAGUUCCGAUUUGCUGCAGCACGCGGCGCUCUUCGAGCUGCUGCAGCCACGCCUGCAGCAGCAGCAGCAGCAGGCCCACGGCGACGCCGCUCCCGCUGCAGCAGCAGCAGCAGCAGCAGCAGCAGCAGGGGAGCAGUGCGACGCGGAAACUGCAGCCCGCGCUGACUCCCACAGUGAAGAGUCUCUUCUGCAUCUCUUGGCGUCUCCUUACAGCUCCUUAAUAAUAGAACGCAUGACGGAAGCUGCUGCUGCUGCUGCUGCAGCAGCAGCAAGUGCUGCUGCCUCCGGCGCUCCGCGCAAAAAGCGCCACACGCGGGGAGCAGCCGCCUCGUCUUCUGCUGCUGCUGCUGCGCCUCCAGCUGCUGCUGCUGCGGCUCCAUCUUCUGCUGCUGCUGCUGCUGCUGCUCAGGCAGCAGCCGCUGAGCCGUCCCGCUGCCGCUCGACCCUUCAGCCACCCUGGCGCGUCUUUGCUGCUGCGCGGCGCUCGCUGCUGCCCCCAGAGCAGCAGCAGCUGCAGCAGGGACUCUUUGGGCAGUUUGGGUGGGGCAUUUACUCAAAAGCUCCGCAGAAGAAGGCGCGGGGAACAGCUCCACAGGACGGCAGCAGCAGCAGCAACAGCAGCAGCAGCAGCAGCAGCAGCAGCAGCAGUCCUGAGUGCAAAAUGGCUCCAGCAGCAGCGCAGCUGCAGCUCUCCUUCCAGCCGGUGGGUGUGCCGCAGGCAGCAGCCAGCAAAGAGGACUUAAGCGCAGUGGGUCUCGCGUGCGCAGAGCACAAGAAAGCUGAGGAGGAGGCCCUGCAGCAACCCAGCAGCAGCAGCAGCAGCAGCAGCAGCAGCAGCAGCAGCGGGCUGGUGCGGCUGCCUGCGCAGUUCAAACGCUGCUGCCCCCCACGCCUGCCAGAGGACUUGAGCAGCAGCGACGUGUUGGCGUUUUGCGAGUCUCGGGGUGCAGCGACACUGGUGGUGCUGGAGAAGCAGCAGCGGCUGCUGCAGCAGCAGCUGCAGCAGCAGCAGCAGCAGCAGCAGGCCGCGGAGGACACCGGGGCCCUCAGCCUCGCCUGGGGAGUCUGGGCCCAAAUUGAAAGACCUUUAAUUCCAGUUCUUGCUGCUCUUGAAAGAAGAGGACUUUGUCUUUCAACAUCUUUGUUGGCCCGAGGCUGGCGGCAGCAGCGCGGGGCAGGGGCCUGCAGCACGGGGGCCCCCCCUGCUGCUGCUGCUGCUGCUGCUGCUGCUGCUGCUUGGGGCCCCACAGUGCAUGCGCAUGCGCCCGCUGCUUCCCCCGAAGACUUCGCCGACGCGCUGCAGCAGCAGCAGCAACUCGAGAAAAGAAUUUGGAAGCUCAUUGAGCAGCUAACUGGCCGCAGCAGCGUCAACAUAAACUCCCCCAGUCAGCUGGCAGCAAUUCUCUACGACGAGCUUCAGCUCUCUCCUGCUGCUGCUGCUGCAGCCUUUGAGGGCGACCCCAGCGACGAGGCGCUGAGCAGCCGCAACAGCAGCAGCAGCAGCAGCAGAAGCAGCAGCAGCAGCAGCAGCAGCAGCAGCAGCAGCAAGAGCAACAGCAGCGGCAGCCGCUCUACGGGGGCCGACGCGCUGCAGGGGCUGCUGCGGCAAAUGCGAUCCCAAGAAAUGGGCCCCCGCGAACGCCAAGUGGCAGAAUUGCUUUCUUCUCUUUUGGAAUAUAGAGCGAGCCACAAGUUCUUCAGCACUUACUUUGCUUCACUGCCUGCCUACAUUUUCCCUCCCACCCGCCGCAUUCACGUCUCGCUGCUGCAGACAGGAGCUGCCACGGGCCGCCUCGCAUGCAGAAAUCCCAAUUUGCAAAAUAUUCCAAACCACCAGGAGGAGUGGCGGUGGAUCCGAAGGGCCUUUGUGCCAGCCCCAGUGAGCCCCUGCAAGACUGACUGGGCGGGCGGCUGCGGAGAUGCGCUGAGUGCUUCCUUCAGCAGCGCAGCAGCUGCUGCGGCUCCCUCUGCAGCAAAAGCUCUGCCAGCAGCAGCAGCAGCAGCAGAACAAGCAGCAGCGCUGCUGCCAGCACCAGCAGCUGCAGCAGCAGCAGCUGCAGCAGCAGGAGUUCGUGGCUCUCCUUGGCGCUUUUUGUCAGUGGACUACUCGCAAAUGGAGCUGCACAUUUUGGCAUUCCUUUCAAAUGACCCGCAGCUGCUGGCGGACCUGCGGGGGGGGAAGGCGGGGGGCCCCGGGGGCCCCCCUGGGGGCCCCCCAGGGGGGCCCCCUGGGGGCCCCCCAGGGGGCCCCCCUGGGGGGCAGAAGCUGGACUGCUUCCAGCUGGCGGCCUCGCGGCUGUUUGGCUGCGCCCCUGAGGAAGUUACUAGGGAGCGCCGCAGCGCGGCCAAGACAGUCACUUACGGCAUUCUCUACGGACAAACGGAAAAAGGACUUUCUCGCCAGCUGCAGCUGCCGCUGAAAGACGCGCGGCAGCUAAUAAGCUGCUUCUUCAGUGCCUACCGGGGUGUACAGACACUGAUGCGCACGCACACGCAGUUCGCCGAAAACACCGGAACUAUUGAAACUUUAGUUGGCCGCAGCAGGUUGCUGCAGGGGGCCGACGAGCUGGCGGCACAGCUGAGUCUUUGCCCGCAGCUGGCGGCGCUGCUGCAGCGCGUGGGCGCAGCAAAACGCCCAGCCAGCUCCCCCAGCAGCAGCAGCAGCAGCAGCAGCAGCAGCAGCGGGGCUGCCAAGAGCCGCUGCAGGAGGCAGGCCAUGAACAGCCCCAUCCAGGGCCUCGCCGCAGACAUCAUGAAGUUCGUCACUGCCAGGGUGGAGCAGCUGCUGCAGCAGCAGCAGCAGCGCGCCCUCGCGAGCCCAGGCAGCGCGCAUGCACUGGCGGCAGCUGCAGCAGCAGGGCCCCGCGGGCUUUGGGGGGCCCCCCACGAAGUGCUGCGGAGGCCCCUGAGAGCCCAAGUGGUGCUGCAGAUCCACGACGAGCUGCUGCUGGAAGUGCACGAAGAAGACGUGCAGCUCGUGCUGCAGCUGCUGCUGCCGCUCAUGCAGCGCGCCUGGGGGCUGCUGCUGGUCGAAACUGACUGCCUGGAUCGCUACGCUGCCCUUUGCCGCGUGCAGAAGUUCCUCAGUGACCCCCACGGCGAGGAAAGCGCUGGGGAGGCGGCCCUGCGCCGCUGGGCGCUGGAGAUAGCGGGCAGCAGCAGCAGCAGCAGCAGCAGCAACGGCAGCAGCAGCUGCCCGCAGCAAAACUGGUUCGAACUCCCGGCCACCUACGAGUGGCUGCGCCCGCUGCUGCAGCGGAAGCUGCCGACCAGCGCCAAAGUCGGAAGUGACUGGGCUUGCUGCUGA
This is a messenger RNA of Eimeria necatrix, 7090 nucleotides long. Its product is annotated as DNA polymerase I, putative. The annotation marks the transcript as partial. Gene Ontology annotation, biological process: DNA-templated DNA replication; double-strand break repair. Gene Ontology annotation, molecular function: DNA binding; DNA-directed DNA polymerase activity. The record is from RefSeq and is a predicted model, not a curated record. Lineage: Eukaryota; Apicomplexa; Conoidasida; Eucoccidiorida; Eimeriidae. The transcript is spliced from 10 exons.